This is a messenger RNA of Salvelinus fontinalis (brook trout), 6183 nucleotides long. Its product is annotated as collagen and calcium-binding EGF domain-containing protein 1-like. The coding region runs from base 221 to 1402 and encodes 393 amino acids. Lineage: Eukaryota; Metazoa; Chordata; Actinopteri; Salmoniformes; Salmonidae. The transcript has 11 exons. The record is from RefSeq and is a predicted model, not a curated record. Gene Ontology annotation, molecular function: calcium ion binding.
UUGGGACAGGACUAAGUGCCGCGAGGAAGAUUUGAGUGUAGUAAUUAAUGUGCAGGGUCUCACGUGUUUGACCUCUGAGUAUAAUUAUGAUUUCUGUUAGCUUUAAAUCAGUACAUGUGCGACAUUGAUAAAUUAAAACAUAUAGCUGUUUUGCAGUAGUGCACAGUCUUCGUUUUCGAGGCAUCAAGAAAAUAUAAACAAGGCUGUCACGGAGCUCGCCAUGGACACGGGUCAGCUUUGCGCUGCAACACUCUUACCAUUUGGUGCCAUCUGCGUUGUUUUUAUUUGGGAUUGUGGUGCCAGUUCUUUAAUAAAAACAAGAUUUGCAGUGCUCACUUCAGGGGAGGAGUGUCCGGAAAACAAGGUAGUGACAGUGGAGUACCCCUGUAUUACAGCAAGGGGCACGGAUGGCACCUGUCUCAGGAGGAAAUGCUGUGAGGGCUUCAGGUUCGUGAUGGGCCAGUGCAUACCUGAAAAUGUGGAUGUGUGUUCUGGCUCCCCCUGUGAACAGCAGUGCACCGACAACUUUGGACGGGUUGUCUGCACCUGUUACCCCGGAUACCGCUUUGAUCGAGAGAGGCAUCGCAACCACCAGAUCUACUGUUUAGACAUCGAUGAGUGUGUGGAGUCCGACGGCAGUGUCUGUGAUCACGACUGCGAGAACACCGUGGGCAGCUUCCUGUGUCGCUGUCGCAGGGGUUACAUCCUGGCACCGGACAAGCACUCCUGUAUACCCAGUCACAACCUGAGCUCGUCAGGGAAGUCUGACACCCUGAUGAGUGCUGGCUCCUGCUCCCUCACCUGUCAGGACUUUGUCAACAUGAGGAACAGCCUGCUGCAGCUCAAACUGAGGCUGGGCAGCACUCAGUCACCUAACCAGGUGUUGUCUCCUGGCCUGGCUAACGGCAGUGAUAAGCCGUCUGCUGGGAGGUUGGGGAAAGGUCCUGACACCCCCGCCCUCCCUUGUCCUCCUGGCUCUCCAGGAUCCCGUGGGAUCCCAGGCCAAUCAGGAGUGCCGGGGGAGAAAGGAGAGCCUGGAGAGAGAGGCCUGACCGGCCCCCAGGGGCCACGGGGAGACAUCGGCCCUAUGGGCCCCGAGCCUGACCUGGAUCACAUCAAGAGGGGUCGCAGAGGAGCUGUGGGACCUCCUGGUGCACCAGGCAGAGAUGGACUCAAGGGUGACAGGGGAACUCCUGGUCCCAGAGGUCUACCAGGACCUCCCGGCUCCUUUGACUUCCUCCUGGUCAUGAUGGCCGACAUUCGCAUUGACAUCAUCGAGCUGCAGGAGCAAGUGUUUGGGAAGAGGCGGGGCCUCUCCUUAGACAACCCGCCCCACUCCAGCGGAGAGACAGGGUUCGGAGAGUGGGGCUCCGGACAAGGAGAGCUCAUGCUCAAUACCUGACCUCCAUAACCCUGCCCACGGCAACUGUCACUCAAAACGAUAAGCCAAAGGGAACUAAUUAAUCAACUGGCUCUUGUAAAGCAGAGACAUUGAACUGACUUAACUGACUCCUUCCCUCCAGUGAAACCUUGUCUCUAAAACCCAAAUAGGACUGUAUGAGGUGAGGAGACCUCUGAUCAGCUCUCUCCUGUCAGAGACAUAGACUAUAAACAAACGGAGAGAGAGAAUGGCAAAAAUGGAACCACUGACCCUCCAAACCAAACCACUGCAAGCUUUGCCUUGCCGCCUUGAUGUUUCCUUCUAGCCUGGCCUGGUCUGGUCUGACUGAGGAGAAGGGGUAUGCCUUUGCGUGCGAGGCACAGGGGGGUGAUGGUUGUAGCCCUGUCUGACUGUGUCUUUGUGUGCUCUGAGCUGAACAGCUUCAAACACAGCAGGGGCUUUAUCGUCUGCAUCUCUUCCUGUUCCUGUCAAAUCUGUACAGUCCGAGGAGAGGAGACUCCGGUCAGUCGCUGCCUGACACUGCUUACCUGCCCUGCAGGGCCUAGAACCAGACUCAGGCCCCAGACUGCACCUGUCCAUGCAACAACCCAAAUCAACAGCUUUUAUACUGCUGCCACUACACUACAGAAUAUCUGAAGCAUCUUUAGAGAUACAGUACAUAUACUACAUUAGCAAAAGUAUGUGGAUACCUGCUCAUCCACCAUCUCAUUCCAAAAUCAUGGGCAUUAAUAUGGGGUUAGACCCGCUUUGCUGUUAUAACAGCCUCCAUUUUUCUGGAAAGGCUUUCCACUACAUGUUGGAACAUUGCUGCGAGAACUUGUAUCCAUUCAGCCACAAAAGCAUUAGUGCGGUCGGGCGAUUAGGCCUGGCUCGCAUUCGGCGUUCCAAUUCAUCCCAAAGAUGUUAAAUGAGGUUGAGGUCAGGGCUCUGUGCAGGACGGUCAUGUUCUUCCACACCGAUCUCGACAAACCAUUUCUGUAUGGACCUCACUUUGUGCACAGGGGCAUUGUCAUGCUGAAACAGGAAAGGUCCUUUCCUAAACUGUUGCCACAAAGUUGGAAGCACAGCAUCGUCUAGAAUGUCAUUGUAUGCUGUAGUGUUAAGAUUUCCCUUCACUGGAACUAAGGGGCCUAGCCCGAACCAUGACAAACAGCCCCAGACCAUUAUUCCUCCUCCAUCAAACUUUACAGUUGGCACUAUGCAUUUGGGCAGGUGGCGUUCUCCUGGCAUCCGCCAAACCCAGAUUUGUCCUUCGGACUGCCUGAUGGUGAAGCGUGAUUCAUCACUCCAGAGAACGUGUUUCCACUGGACGUUUGGAACUUAGUAGUGAGUGUUGCAACCGAAGACAGACUAUUUUUACGCGCUAGGCACUUCAGCACUCUGCGGCCCCAUUCUGUGAGCUUGUGUGGCCUACCACUUUGCGGCUGAGCCGUUGUUGCUCCUAGACGUUUCCACUUCACAAUAACAGCACUUACAGUUGACCAGGGAAGUUCUAGCAGGGUAGAAAUUUGACGAACUGACCUGUUGGAAAGGUGGCACUCUAUGACGGUGCCACUUUGAAAGUCACUGAGCUUUUCAGUAAGGCCGUUCUACUGCCAAUGUUUGUCGAUGGAGAUUGCACCUGUCAGCAACGGGUAUGGCUGAAAUAGCAGAAUCCACUAAUUUGAAGGGGAUACAUACUUUUGUUUAUUUAGUGUAAAUAAAAAAGGAACCAUUUGAAAGUUUCAGAAAGUUCUUUGGAUAUGAGUGUUGGUAAACAUACUAUUUUUUGUUGUCGUUAGUGUUGAACUUUCCUACUCAAGAUAGGUACAUAUAUGGUGUGGAGUGGACUCUCUUAAUGCUAGCUAUUGAUCUACACCUUAGAUCACCUUCUAAAGCAUCAUGUGUGCCUCUGCUUGUGUGUAAGUAUGUACAGUUGAAGUUGGAAGUAUACAUACACUUAGGUUGGAGUCAUUAAAACUAGUUUUUCAAACGAUAGUUUUGGCAAGUCGGUUAGGACAUCUACUUUGUGCAUGACACAAGUAAUUUUUCCUACAAUUUUUUACAGACAGAUUAUUUCACUUAUAAUUCACUGUAUCACAAUUCCAGUGUGUCAGAAGUUUACAUACACUAAGUUGACUGUGCCUUUAAACAGCUUGGAAAAUUCCAGAAAAUUAUGUAAUGGCUUUAGAAGCUUCUGAUAGGCUAAUUGACAUUCUUUUAGUCAAUCGGAGGUGUACCUGUGGAUGUAUUUCAAGGCCUAUCUUCAAACUCAGUGCCUCUUUGUUUGACAUCAUGGGAAAAUCAAAAUAAAUCAGCAAAGACCUCCACAAAAAAAUUGUAGACCUCCACAAGUCUGGUUUAUCUUUGGGAGCAAUUUACACACGCCUGAAGGUACCACGUUCAUCUGUACAAACAAUAGUACGCAAGUAUAAACACCAUGGGACCACGCAGCAGUCAUACCGCUCAGGAAGGAGACGUGUUCUGUCUCCUAGAGAUGAGAACACUUUGGUGCGAAAAAUGCAAAUCAAUCCCAGAACAACAGCAAAGGACGUUGUGAAGAUGCUGGAGGAAACAGGUACAAAAGUAUCUAUUUCCACAGUAAAACGAGUCCUAUAUUGACAUAACCUGAAAGGCUGCUCAGCAAGGAAGAAUCCACGGCUCCAAAACUGCCAUAAAAAUACCAGACUACGGUUUGCAACUGCACAUGGGGACAAAGAUAGUACCUUUUGGAGAAAUGUCCUCUGGUCUGAUGAAACAAAAAUACAACUGUUUGGCCAUAAUGACCAUCGUUAUGUUUGGAGGAAAAAGGGGGAUGCUUGGAAGCCGAAGAACACCAUCCCAACCGUGAAGGACCAGGGUGGGAGCAUCAUGUUGUGGGGGUGCUUUGCUGCAGGAGGGACUGGUGCACUUCACAAAAUAGAUGGCUUCAUAAGGAAGGAAAAUUAUGUGUAUAUAUUGAAGCAACAUCUCAAGACAUCAGUCAGGAAGUUAAAGCUUGGUCGCAAAUGGGUCUUCCAAAUGGACAAUGACCCCAAGUAUUCUUCCAAAGUUGUGGCAAAAUGGCUUAAGGACAACAAAGUCAAGGUAUUGGAGUGGCCAUCACAAAGCCCUGAUCUCAAUCGUAUAGAAAAUGUGUGGGCAGAACUGAAAACGUGUGUGAGCAAGGAGGCGAGCAAGAAGGCCUACAAACCUGACUCAGUUACACCAGCUCUAUCAGGAGGAAUAUGCCAAGAUUCACCCAACUUAUUGUGGGAGCUUGUGGAAGGCUACCCGAAACGUUUGACACAAGUUAAACAAUUUAAAAGGCAAUGCUACCAAAUACUAAUUGAGUGUAUGUAAAAUUCUGACCCACUGGGAAUGUGAUGAAAGAAAUAAAAGCUGAAAUAAAUCAUUCUCUCUACUAUUAUUCUGACAUUUCACAUUCUUAAAAUAAAGUGGUGAUCCUAACUGACCUAAGACAGGGAAUUUUUACUAGGAUUAAAUGUCAAGAAUUGUGAGAAACUGAGUUGAAAUAUAUUUGGCUGAGGUGUAUGUAAACUUCCGACUUCAACUGUAUAUUGUACACACCAGCAUUUUCCCUAAUGAAGUCAAGAUUUUAGAGCACUGCAGGGCUUGGAAACAUUGCUAAUCACAAAUGAUAUGCACCAUUAAAUUACAAAUACCAAGAGUGUGGACUGUAGACAAUCAAAAGUAGCAAAACAUUAAUUAAAAAAUUUAUGAAUUAAAGGGAAAAGACCAGCUGCUUGGCCCUGGUUGAGGAUGCAGGUUUCUAUUCCUCAGGGUCUACACACUACAGACAGUUAUAAUCACUCAUGGGAACAACUCCAGACUAUUUGUUUGUCUGUCUGCUUUCCAGCCUUUCAGUUAGUCUAUUAGCACUUGUCUCUGCAGGUAUUCUCUCUCUCCAGAUGUACUGAGUCAUCUCCAGCAGAGGGAGCUAAGUCACAGAUGGGGUUCAGCAUCACCUAACGAGCUGUGUGUUACUAACACCACUAUAAGACACAGAGUAAAUCAUCUGUACAUAAUAUGUAACACAUGAUGUGUCUCAGGCUUGGCAGGUAAAGAUGGUGAACCAUAGUGAGGUUCAGUGUAAUUAUGAGUGGUGUAGGUAUCAGAGGUCAGGGUUCAAAUGCUUUGGCAAAGACCCCUGGAUGGGUAAUUACAGACCCCCUGUGUCAUCAAGUCUCAACUCAUUCCCUAACUUAGCCUGUGAUGAGAGUCCACAUGGAUGAGUUAAAAGUAUGUUCUGUUCAGCCUGGGAAAAUCCCCUGCACAUCAUGUUUCUGUGGUAAAGAACACCGACUCCUUUCUGGUCUCUUUGAUUCAGACACGUUGUAAACUUGUCAGCUCUCUGGUGGUGAUAGCACAGGUGGAAGGCUAUGUGUGUGCACGCGUGAGCAUGCGUGCGUGCGUGACAAGCCUCCAAGCCUCUCAUCUACCAGUUCCGCCCCCCUGCCGUGCAGCCACGGCUCACAGUAAAGACGUCGCUAGGCAACAAAGAUCAGGAAAAACAACAUGAAACCAUUUAAGAACUAUGUCAGAGAGAAAAGAGAGAGGGAGUGAGAGAUUAUCUCAUUUCCUUCACUGCUUGUCAUGCAAUUGUAAUGUAUUUCCCCCUUUUGGCCUGUAGAUGACAGCAGUGAGGAGUUCAACUGAGUUUAUAAUGGGUCAACAAAGUGCACUUCAGAUGUGCAGUGCAUACCGUACUAACCCUUAUCUACCCUACCGCUGCCAUAUACAGGAGAUGUUUAAUGAACAUUAUGUCUAGGCUUUAGAAGUUCUCUCUACUGUGCACAAUG